CUUCAAUGUGCUAACUAGAUCACAACAACUUCCAUAUUUCUUUAUACUUAAACAUGUUUUAUCUCGCGCCAUGAGGAGCUGAUCGUAUGCAGUUUAGAGGUCUGUAACUCUGGGUUGGAGAACAGCUGGGAUGGCCUCUAAACUAUUCGACAGACUUCGCCGUACAUUAUUCAAGGAAGGAGAGCUACCUUCUGAGACGGACGGAAAAGAUGACUUUCCAGAAAGUUCAGAACUUGAGGAUGAUACAGACUGCGUCUCGGCCAGGCUCAGUGGUACCCUGUGCUUUGAGGGCGAUGGGGUUCUUGAAUCAGAGGAUGCUGGCGAUGCAUCAGGACCAGACAGUGAUUCUGACUUUUUUGGGGAGUCUCUGGAUAAUGCCUGUAGUAGCACAGAUGCUAGCCCUAUGGGUCCUUCCCCAAAAGGCUCUAACAUGAUCACCAGACAACUACAAGAAAACUGGCGGGCCUCAAGAGCUCGCUGUAUUCCCGAAAAAGUCAUUUUUGAAGUGACUGACGCUAGUGUUGUUCAUGAGACAAAUUCCAAGUAUGUGCUUUACACCAUUCACGUCAUCCAUUCUGGCACGUUCGACAAAACUCCCGCAGUCAUCACGCGCCGCUACACCGACUUCGAACGGCUACACAGCCGCUUGCGUCGCCGUCACGGGGACGAGAUGGACGGCGUUUACUUCCCUCGCAAAAAGCUGCGCAAAAACUUUGUCGCCGAGACCAUUGCCAAGCGCAGCCGGGCCUUUGAGCAAUACUUGAGCCACCUGUACUCCCUUCCAGAACUACGGACCACACCCACAUUUGUUGAGUUCUUCUACCUGGGCGAUCUACGUGCUGGCCAGAUGCUGAUGCGCGUGGGCCGCUACCAAGAAUCCCUGGGUUCUCUUCUCAAUGCUCUGAGACUCCAGGAGAAGUUAGGAUGUCAUCAACUCCUCCAGCAAAACCAUUUCCAGAGGGUUCAUUGGUUCUUCACGCUCUCUGCUUUGGUCAGCUGCUUCCAGGAUGUAGAACAGCUUAGUGAGGCUCAGGAACACUGAGACCGAGCCCUGCAGGAUCUGGCGCCUUCCCAGGAGGCCUUGCAGCAACACCAGUUGCAUCCUCUGCUCAUCCCUCUUCUUCAGUGUAACGUUAGACUGUCCUGGAAGAUCUCAAAGGACAAGAGACGCUGGGAGGCUCUACUGCAGGAGAUUCAGGAGCAGGGGAUUGAUACUGGGAGUCAACCCAACUUAAAGGAGUGUUUAAUUAAAGAAAGCAUUGAGGACAGCGAGGGGGCGGUUAGGGCUAAGAGCAAAAGUGAAGAUGCCUCAUAGGCAUUCGGGUGUAGGAUGUUAGGGAUUGUUUUUUUUUACGUUACUGUUCGCAGUUAUGAUGUUUUUGAAAGCAAUAUGUAUGAUAGUGUGCGAAGAAAUCCUGUGGAAUUAAUACUAACUCAUAUAAUGCACAAGUUGCCUAGAACAAUCAUUUUAAAGGGCACAUGGGCACAUUUUAUCAUUUUCACUGGGUUUUGGUGAAACUCGCAAAACAUUUGGAACCACUUAGUAGAGUUACAAUAUAUUUGUGCCUUACGUUUGCCUUAAACAACACUCAGACAAUGCUUGUGACAGCAAUAAAAGUAGCCUCAAUUUUAACACCACUAAUAUCCAUUGCUUUAAAUAGCAUGUGUUGCCUUGAACCCUAUGCAGUCAGGGUGAGCAGAAAUGACUCUAAACUACAUUUAUGUUUACAUUCAGUUGCCUUUGACUCACUAGCAGUUAAGUGAACGAAAUAAAUCCUUUAAAGGCACAAAAUACAGCUAGACAUUUAUGCAUGUAACACUACACUUGCAGCUUUUUAGAACAGCUAUGUUUUUUAUGUAUGCACACGAUCGCUUUAUGUCAACAGACCAUUUCAAUGUAAUUUGGCCUUAUCAAAAUUGAUAUUUUAGAAUGCAUCAACCCAUCAGUAUUGCAUAUAUAUUUUAAAAUAUAAAGAUGGAAGAAAUCUUUUAAUUUUUAAACUUUUUGAUACAAAUAACAUUUUCCCUUCUGGUUUGCUUACUAAAUUUUAAAUGGGUUUUAUGUAUUUAUUUAUUUUUGUUGGAUAGAGUUGAAUCAUUAUAUAUUUUGGCACCAAGCCAUUUUCUCGUUUUUGACAAAUCUGCCCUUUUUUCAAAAGUAGAUUUAAUAAAUGCUUGCAGAUUUUUUAUUCAAAUUAUUGAAAAACACUUUUAUGCACUGAAUUUAGCUAAUUACCAAAAUUGCUGGUAAAUUCACAUUAGGUCAGUAUAGUAUUUACUAUCAAAUAUUUUGCACAGCACUUUGAACAUGUUCUGCUCUCCUUUUAAUUCCAGAGUAAACUCACAUUCAAGUGCAGAGAUGAUCAGGAUGGCAAUAGAGAGUACUGUAGGAUGUUCUUGUGUCUUAUUAUAAAAGGGAAAGCUGAGUAUUUGAGCAUGAAAUUAAAUAACUACAUGUACAUUUGAAUGUUUUAAUAUGAUACAAUAUUAAUAAAUGUCAUUUUAAAAACUGCUUCACAGAUUGACAUGAACUAAUGUUAUUCUUUUUAUUCUUUACAUUUCAAUGAAAAACUAUAAUUAUUUGCUAUAGAGAAUGUAACUACGUUACACAUGGAAGCCCAAUCUCCCAAUCCCAAUC
Molecule: messenger RNA, 2638 nt
Organism: Triplophysa rosa
Lineage: Eukaryota; Metazoa; Chordata; Actinopteri; Cypriniformes; Nemacheilidae
Gene: snx21
Product: sorting nexin family member 21
Exons: 4
Biological process (GO): protein transport
Cellular component (GO): early endosome membrane
Molecular function (GO): phosphatidylinositol phosphate binding
Source: RefSeq, a predicted model, not a curated record